This is a messenger RNA of Vicugna pacos (alpaca), 465 nucleotides long. The record is from RefSeq and is a predicted model, not a curated record. NCBI's taxonomy places the organism in Eukaryota, Metazoa, Chordata, Mammalia, Artiodactyla, Camelidae.
AUGUCUGUGACCGCCUGCCAGGGCUUGGGGUUUGUGGUCUCACUGAUCGGCAUUGCGGGCAUCAUUGCUGCCACCUGCAUGGACCAGUGGAGCACCCAGGAUUUAUACAACAACCCGGUGACAGCCGUCUUCAACUACCAGGGCCUGUGGCGCUCCUGUGUCCGCGAGAGCUCCGGCUUCACCGAGUGCCGGGGCUACUUCACCAUCCUGGGGCUGCCAGUGAGGUCAGGCCAAGUGGUUUUCCGUGGUGAGCAGAGCCUCAAGGACGGGCUUGUGGGGGCUCUCAGCGGUGCCUUUUCCCCGGGUGGUGGCGCGCUCGGGCGCAGCCCGACCUGGGAUGGGGCGGAGGUCCACUCAGACCGCCGCGCCCUCAAACUAGCUGAGACUCGGCCGCUCAGCGGGACAAGUGCCUCUUGGGCUGCUUCGCUAACAAAUGAAAAAAUAAUGCCCUUGAAUCUGGAGUGA